Messenger RNA from Exophiala xenobiotica, 1209 nucleotides. RefSeq lists its product as uncharacterized. Lineage: Eukaryota; Fungi; Ascomycota; Eurotiomycetes; Chaetothyriales; Herpotrichiellaceae. Bases 1 to 1209 code for a protein of 402 amino acids. The transcript is spliced from 2 exons. The record is from RefSeq and is a predicted model, not a curated record.
AUGACAGGAACACAGACUUCCUGUUGCGCCCGCUGCAAUGCGCAGACGUCCAAGACCUGCCAGGGCUGCGCUGACGCUAGCGGCUGUGUUGACGGAGCAACAAAGACCUUUUAUUGCGGCGUUCAGUGUCAAAAGGCGGACUGGCAAGCCCACAAGAAGACUUGCAGACGCUUGAAGGCACACAAGAGUUUAUACCAAGCAGGCAAAGUCUUGAGAAUUCUUUGGCUGGCCUUCCGCACCCACUCAAACUUCAUCAACGUUGAAAAAGUCGAGAAUGAGGGCGACAAUAUCACCUUUUGGGGGACACAAGGAUUUUAUGCGGAUGAGCUCAUCCUGAAGCCCUUUGCCCAUCAUCUCUUUGCCGACGGAAAGCUCAAGGAAGCCGUUCUCAAUUAUGGAGCAUGCGCACACGCUUACAGUAUCAACUAUGUCGUUCGUUCGCUACUAUCUGAUAUAUGUGACGAUCUUGUAGAAGUGAAGUUCGCAAUUGUCAACAAGCGGUACCGCGUUACUUAUUUCCUCCGAGCGAAUGCCUCAAUGCCGUACCAAAAAUGUACUUCCACCAACUUUUCUAAAAGCAAACAUCAGUCACAAACUGCUGAUCGGGAGCCAACUAUUCAUCACGUCUUUCGUGUCCGCCUUAAAGCCACAAAGGAGUACUUUGUCAUCGACCUCUCCAAUGCACAGUUCGGUUUCUUCGACACUGUUAUACCUUGGGAAAAGUAUCUUUCAGAGCGAGUUGCGGUGUUCAAGACCACCGAUCCUCUUGGAACUUAUGAUUGGUUCAAGUGGUUGGGCCGGAGCGUCGAAACAGUCAGGGAAUUCGACCUGAAGACCUUCACGGCCUUGCGACUUGAGCAAUUAUUCGAAGCUUGGCUGAGCGAGAAUCACCUUACGACCGCACAGUUGAUUGCGAUGAGCGGAGCAUCUUUCGCAGAUAGGUGUGCUGAGUUGGAGAAGCAUCUUUUCAAUGGUUUGAUUCAGACAUACAAACAAGCAGAACAAUUCUGUGAUCUUGCAUGGGCACUACGCGGCGAGACAAACCGCAAGGCGAAGUGGAAUGAGACGAUCGAGUUGCUGAAGAAGAUUGGCCUUUUGGACAGAGCUUGCUCAGCAGACAACCAGCGAUGGCUUCAGUCUUGCGGGUGGGUAUUUGUUCGACAUGCGCCGCCUCCAUCGACCUCGAGCAGCUUGUCUACUGUCGUGUGA